Molecule: messenger RNA, 660 nt
Organism: Lampris incognitus (smalleye Pacific opah)
Lineage: Eukaryota; Metazoa; Chordata; Actinopteri; Lampriformes; Lampridae
Product: ras-related protein Rab-3A
Exons: 4
Coding region: 1-660 (219 amino acids)
Biological process (GO): regulation of synaptic vesicle fusion to presynaptic active zone membrane; protein localization to plasma membrane; regulation of exocytosis
Cellular component (GO): axon; synaptic vesicle membrane; plasma membrane
Molecular function (GO): GTPase activity; GTP binding
Source: RefSeq, a predicted model, not a curated record
AUGGCCUCGGCAACAGCGACCUACGGGCAGAAGGAGUCGUCAGACCAAAACUUUGACUACAUGUUCAAGAUCCUCAUCAUUGGCAACAGCAGCGUGGGCAAGACCUCUUUCCUGUUCCGUUACGCCGAUGACUCCUUCACACCGGCAUUUGUCAGCACCGUGGGCAUCGAUUUCAAGGUCAAGACCAUCUACAGAAACGACAAGAGGAUCAAGUUACAGAUCUGGGACACGGCAGGUCAGGAGCGGUACAGAACCAUCACCACCGCCUACUACCGGGGAGCCAUGGGCUUCAUCCUCAUGUAUGACAUCACCAAUGAGGAGUCCUUUAACGCCGUCCAGGACUGGUCAACCCAGAUUAAGACCUACUCCUGGGACAACGCCCAGGUGCUGCUGGUUGGGAACAAGUGUGACAUGGAGGAUGAGAGGGUGGUAGCUGGGGAGAGGGGCCGGCAACUCUCUGAACACUUGGGUUUUGAGUUCUUCGAGGCCAGCGCCAAGGACAACAUCAAUGUCAAGCAGACUUUUGAGCGUCUGGUGGAUAUCAUCUGUGAAAAGAUGUCAGAGAGCCUAGAUGCUGGGGACCCCACCGUUACAGGGGCAAAACAGGGGCCCCAGCUCACGGAGCAGCCCGCCCCGCCGCACCAAGACUGUGCAUGUUAA